GUGUUAAAUACAGAAUUCCGCAGGUAAAUAAAUGCGCAACUUGUAUUAGUGUUGGAUUUUAGAUAAGAGUCAUGACGAAAUUUAGUGUUCAAGUAAUAAUUUUGGUUUGGAUUAUUUUUCUGCUUAUAGAAAUAGAAGAUGCUUUAAAACCUCCGCAGAUUCUACCUCCUAUACUGGUAGUAGGAAAUAAGGCAACAGUGUGCUGGAUUAUUGACGAGACUUCAGAUGUUGUUAAAGGUUUUCAAUUAACUUAUGAGAUUGUUGGUGCAUUGGGAAAUUUUAACUUAAAACUGACAAGGAAUAUUGAUGGGCUAAAAAGGAGUUAUACGAUUCGUGGAUUAAUUCCGCUAUCAACGUACAAAAUAUUCAUGGUUACCAUAGGUAGUAGUGACGUCAGUAAUGCAAGCGCAACAGAAUUCACAACAGAUUUACCUGAAAACAGGUUACUGAGAAUAGAAAGAAGUGGUGUCUACCCGGAAGAAAUAAUUUUUAUUGCGAUAGUAGUCGUAGUUUGGGUAAUUGCAGUAAUUGUGUUUUUAAAGCAAUGGAAUAGUAUAAGAAUUUUAGAACCAGUUGAACCACGAUAUAAACAUGCACCAAAAAAUCUAGAGAACAUCCGAGUGGUGAAAAGGACACAAGACAGUGUAAUUUACAAAGGCUAUAGCCGAAAGUUAUCAAUUACAAUGGUAGAGAGAGAAAAAAGACGACUACAAAGAAUGAACACAGCACCAGUGCUUCCGGUCACAGGACGCAUGACAUUAAAUACAUUACCAACAAUUCAAAUGGAAGAUAUGACUACAGAAAUGUGAUGUAGGAUAUUAUUAUAUGGUGCGUAAAUGUGGGCGUUUCGUAAACGUGAUAAUGUGUUCAUGAAUUGCUAUUUUUAUUGUUAUAUUUUGUAAUCCUAUACAUUUAUAAAAUGCAUUCCAUGUUUUCCUUUGUGCAUUCAUCAGGGCUGUUAUUCCGGUCAAGUUAUGAUAAGAACAACCUCGACUUCCAAAAUCGUGAAAUAAUCAUACACCUCUUAUCCUACACAAAUCGCACACCUCUUAUCCUACACAAGUUUUGAUAUCCAUAUGUUACAUAAUACAUAAAGAACAGAAGUAUACCAAAGUAAUGAUGGUAUUGCCCCAUUGAUACCAAAAUAAUGAUGGUAUUGCCCCAUUGAUACCAAAGUAGUUAUGGUAUUGUCCCAUUGAUACCAUGCAAAGUAAUGAUGGUAUUGUCCCAUUGGUUUCAUCUGACUUGACUUAGCUAACACGGCUAUGUCAUAUAGGGAGAUGUUCUCCUACAGAAAAGAAGUAUACCAAGUAAUGAUGGUAUUACCCCAUUGAUUUCACCUGACUUGACUUAGCUAACACGGCUAUGUGAUAUACGGACAUGUUCUCCUACAGAAAAGAAGUAUACCAAAGUAAUGAUGGUAUUGCCCCAUUGGUUUCACCUGACUUGACUUAGCUAACACGGCUAUGUCAUAUAGGGACAUGUCCUCCUACAGAAAUUGGGACUUGGUAAUCUUAGUUUCUAAUAUGAAUACAUUUCAAAACUUUAAUGAGUGUUUGUGAGUGAUCAAUUGACUCACAAUGUAACUUUUAGUCAAGGUGCCUUUGUUACCCAGCUUUUAAAUCUUGCCCGAUCAUGUAAAAUGUAUUACUUAAUAUCAUUUCAUUUAUAUAUGAAAACGCUUGCCAUGUACAUGUAACAUUUACUGGGUAACUAUUAAACAAACAAAAAAUAUAUACAGAAAAAAACAUGCCAAUUACAUAUGUAUAACCAAACGAUAUAUCUCUCUCUUCAUAUGUACUAUUGUUCUGUUUAAUUUUUAGUACAUUUUAUAAUUUAUAUUCAUCUGAUAUUAUCAUUUUAAUUAAUAUAUUUGAAACUUUAAUCCUGUAUAUAAUACAUGUCACGUAGGUACUACGGUUAUAUACAUUUAUUGUCCGUGCAUGAGGGAAACAAGGAAGCUAAUAAUUUCCGGAGGUAUCACCCGACGCAAAUGUGACUUUUCGAGAGUGAACAAAUCUUAAUAUCUACCUAAGCCAAGGGAAAUAAAUGUUUUAUUCCACUGCCUAUCUUUGUUUAUAACUAAGUACCUGACCAUUAAAUAUUAAUUUAUGUUACAUGUAACCGCAAAACGUUAUGUACAUUAAUCGCGCGUAACGUCGCACGAGGAAGUCCCUAUGUUCAGGUGUCAUGUGGAGUGGUCUGAGUCAAUCAAAUAUUGAUUAAGCUAUCAAAUUUAGAAUACAGUGGAAUGAUAUCAUAAUUAUGCUUUCAUACAAAUAUUUGAUUUUAUUAUCUUGAUGAUGAUAAGCAUCAUAUUCAAGCCCUUACACAAUGAUAUUUAAUGUGAUACUAUAUUAUUUGUAUACAAGAAAAUAAAUUAUUUCUUUA
Molecule: messenger RNA, 2391 nt
Organism: Mytilus californianus (California mussel)
Lineage: Eukaryota; Metazoa; Mollusca; Bivalvia; Mytilida; Mytilidae
Exons: 3
Coding region: 72-809 (245 amino acids)
Molecular function (GO): protein binding
Source: RefSeq, a predicted model, not a curated record